Messenger RNA from Epinephelus lanceolatus (giant grouper), 4518 nucleotides. It is a transcript of the gene arhgap45b, whose product is annotated as Rho GTPase activating protein 45b. Gene Ontology annotation, cellular component: membrane. Gene Ontology annotation, molecular function: GTPase activator activity. Gene Ontology annotation, biological process: signal transduction; activation of GTPase activity. The record is from RefSeq and is a predicted model, not a curated record. NCBI's taxonomy places the organism in Eukaryota, Metazoa, Chordata, Actinopteri, Perciformes, Serranidae.
GGAAUUGUAUGUGUGUGUGUGUGUGUGUGUGCGCGCGCGCGCAUGUGUUUAGAGCCUAUAACAGGUUGUGUGUGCCAUUAAUGUGACUGGUAAGAUAAGAAACUGUGUGAACCUGCUGUUCUUCAUGAUUCAGUGUUUUCAUGUUCAGAUGUGUGUGUGACUGCACACUGACUCAUCCAGCUCGUAGGAAGUGUGUCUUUAGUGAGGUUUCAGCACUGAAGCAGUGUCAGGCUGCAGUGUGUGUGUGUGUGUGUGUGUGAAAAGUCUGUGUGUGAGGCCAGUUUCAAAAGUUGACUUGGUUAGAAUGGGGACGGGGCUGUAAGUGGGAAGGAGCAUGCUGAAACGUAGUGGCAAAAGCAGCUACAAUCCUUACUCGACCAGUCAGAGAGUUAAGAAAGCUGAGUCGAAGGGCAAGGACAGACUGGACAUACUGCCCAACAAGCACAGCGUGUGGCUGAAGCAGCUGUCCAUUCUCCAGGAGCAGCCUCGGAAAGAUGCAGGCGACACCACCCUCUCCUCUUCAUCCUCACCCUCGUCCUCCUCUUCAACUCUCACCCCGUCCUCCGCCGGGUUUCAGGACCCCUCCCUGUCCUGCCCGAGCACCCCCAGCACCCAGCAUGGAAAGCUGGGGGUGAUGCAAGGGGUGGGCUGCCCGUCGCCUGUGUCCACCCUGAAGAGGCCGACGGCGCUGAGCAGACACGCCAGCGCUGCAGGUUUCCCACUCCAGUCGUGGGUGUUCACUAAAGGCCAGGGCAAAGGGGCCCUGACCCCGACUACUCCGUCUGAUGGUCCCGAGAGCACGGCCAUCGAGGUCGAGGACAUCCCGGCCCUGCUGAGGGACGUGGCGCGCUUCGCAGAGGCUGUGGAGAAACUGAAGGAUGUGGUGCUGGCUGAAGGUAAGAAGGAGGGUCAGCGGCCCAUGGCUCAUGAGUGUUUAGGCGAGGUCCUGCGGGUGCUGCGUCAGGUCAUCAACACCUACCCUCUGCUUAACACUGUGGAGAUCCUCACCGCUGCCGGCAAGCUCAUAUCCAAGGUCAAAGGUUUCCACUAUGAGGCUUCUAACGAGGCAGAUAAGAAGGACUUUGAGAAGGCGAUUGAAACCAUCGCUGUUGCUUUCAGCAGCAAUGUGUCUGAGCUGCUGAUGGGAGAGGUGGACAGCAGCACAUUGCUCUCACUGCUGCCCACUGAGAAGAGCAGGUCGAUGGAGAACUUGUACGCUGCGACAGGCCAGGGAGCGGACGGGGGACAGUUCAGGAGCGACCUCCAGGACAUGGGCAGAGCUGAGGAAGUGGAUGUGAUCCUGCAGCACAGCGAGGGAGGGGUGGACUCCGCUCUGCUCUAUGCCAAAACCAUUUCCAAGUACAUGAAGGACCUGAUGAGCUACGUGGAGAAGAGGACUUCACUGGAAACUGAGUUCGCCAAAGGCCUCCAGAGAUUAUACCAGUCCUGCAAGCACAGCAUAACACAUCCCCAAAUGCCGCUCUUCUCCAUCUACUCUCUGGCUCUGGAGCAGGACCAGGAGCAGAGCGUGGGGCUGCAGCAGGCCAGCAACACGCUGCACAGCCAGACCUUCAUCCAGGUAAACUUCACUCAGCCUCUGAUGCAGCGUAAACAGGAGCACGAAAAGAGACGGAAGGAAAUCAAGGAACACUGGAUUCGAGCGAAGAGAAAACUGAUGGAGUGUGAGGCGAACCUGCGGAAAGCCAAGCAGGCCUACAUGGUUCGCUGCGAGGAGUACGAAAAGGCCAAAACAGCAGCCAGCCGAGCCGAGGAAGAGGGAGGAGGGUCGACUGCAAAGUCUGUGGAGAAGAAGAAACGAAUAGAGGAGGAGGCUCGCAACAAGUCAGACGAGGCGGAGGCCACCUACCGGACAUGUAUAGCAGAUGCCACCACUCAACAGCUGGAGCUGGAGCACACAAAGGUCACAGUGCUGAGACAACUGCAGGACGUCAUCAAACAGAGCGACCAGACCCUGCGCUCGGCGACCAUCUCGUACUACCAGCUCAUGCACAUGCAGACGGUAGCGUUGCCGGUUCACUACCAGACUCUGUGUGAGAGCAGUAAGCUGUACGAUCCGGGCCAGCAGUACGCCGCCCACGUCCGAGACCUGCAGCUGCCAGAGCAGCCGAAUGUACAAUAUACAUUUGAGAACUACUGUCCCUCCAGCUCAUCGUCACACCAUGGCCACAGACCAAGGAAUGACAGCUUCAACACGGAGCCAACGAGCCACACAGACAGUCCUGCCACCAGUGUGGACACAGCAGCCGCAGAACACAGAGAGGCAGAGGCUCAGCGUAAGAGGCAGGGCCACAAGUCGUGGGGUUCAACAGUGAGCGACGACAGUGUCGGAGGAGAGGGAGGCCUCGAGUCUCCUACUGCCAGCACAAGUGACAUCAGCAAAAUGGCUCGGACGUCAUCCACUGGAACAAUGUCGUCCAAUGAGGAUGCAGAUGAGAAAGACGGGAAUGUGAACUCAUUUGAAACGCCAAACAUGAACGGCAUGGAUCCUGAUGUGGUGGUAUCCACGCGACCUUUCCGUAACAUCGGCCUGUCUAAAGCAGCGAGGACCCACCGACUGAGGAAGCUACGGACUCCUGCAAAGUGCCGCGAGUGCGACAGCUACGUUUACUUUCAGGGGGCCGAGUGCGAAGAGUGCUUUCUGCCAUGUCACAAGCGCUGUCUGGAGACUCUGGCCAUCCAGUGCGGCCACAAGAAGCUGCAGGGCCGCCUGCAGCUGUUCGGGAGGGACUUCUCUCAGGUAGCCAGCUGCGCCAGUGACGGCAUCCCCUUCAUCAUCACCAAGUGUAUCUCCGAGAUAGAGAGACGGGCGCUCAAGAUGAAGGGCAUAUACAGAGUGAACGGAGUGAAGACUCGUGUGGAGAAGCUGUGUCAGGCCUUUGAGAACGGCAAGGAGCUGGUGGAGCUGUCGCAGUGUUCGCCGCAUGACAUCAGCAAAGUCCUCAAGCUUUACCUCAGACAGCUGCCAGAGCCCAUCAUGCCGUUCCGCCUGUACAACAGUCUGAUGGGUUUGGCGAAGGAGAGUCUGCAGAGCGAAGCAGAGACACCAGAGGGAGAGGAGGCUGAGUCCACCCCAGCAGCGGGUAAGGGGCUGGUGGAUCUGGGCCCUGACACCGAACCCGAGGUCCUGGUCCUGGUGGAGAAGCUGAAGGAGGUUCUGAAGGAGCUGCCCAAGGCUAACAUCGCUACACUGCGCUACAUUAUUCGCCACCUCCGGAGGAUUGCAGAGUUAGAGGACGACAACAAGAUGAGUCCCAGUAACUUGGGUAUUGUGUUCGGUCCCUCCCUGAUGCGUCCUCGUCCGACCGGAGCCACGAUAUCCUUGUCCUCUCUGGUUGAUUACCCUCACCAAGCCCGCAUCGUGGAGGCCCUCAUAGUCUUCUAUUCAUCUAUCUUCCAGUCCAAAACCUCUCAGUCCCACAAAACCAUUGGCUCUGCUUCCUCGUCCACUCAGCAGGGUACUAUUGCGGAUGAGAAGACUGGGAGCUCCGCUGAUGGAGAGGAUGAUGGAGGCAGAGAGGAGCCAAACAAACCAGACUCUGACAAGAUGGAGGAGGGAUGUGAAAGUUCUUUAGGGUCGCUUGGGUCCAGCGAGCAGCUCCCCGACUCCGACUCCGAGCCGGACGAGAGCGGUCAGAGGACUGCACACACCCUCAGCCUGGUGAAGCAGGAGAGCGAGGUGAGCAUGGAUGACGACCAGCUGAGCUACAGGGACAGCCUGGACCUGUCCAGCCAGUCUGCAGUCCAAACCGACCCGGAACAAGACGCAGAUCCGGACCACCACGACGACCCCAGUGGAGCAGAGCCCCCCGCGCUGCCAGACAGCGGGCCCCCAGAUGACGACACAGGGGCGGAGCAGGAUCUGAGUGCCUCUCUGGCUGAGCUGAAUGUGAACCAGUCCAACAACAACUACCCGUGCUCCCCCAUGUUGAGCUUGUCGGGUCUCCCACUGGCGCGUCUGUGUGGGAAGAAGUUGCCCCUGACUAGAAACAGGGACAGUGAGCCAGAGUUUGUCUGAUGUCAUUAUCAAAAAUCAUUGUGUGUGUUGAGUGACAGAAUGAUUGAUCUGGUUUUUAUUCAUUAAAAUCCAGUACAACCUGCACCUGAGAGGGCCAUUAUAUUAUGUACAUCAAGAUUCAAGUUUUUAAUGUAUUUAGAUGUUUACAGCUGUAUCAAUCUAUCUGAACGUCUGCACGCUUUCUGCUGUGUGAUGCAGUUACUGCUGUCAUUUCAAGAGGUUUUUGACUCAAAUGUAAUAUGCGUCAGUUUGUAUUUUAAACUGUUUAUCUGGUUGCUCUUUCAAGCUUGAGGGAAAGUGGGUAGCGAGUCACAUCUGAACGGACUGUGCAGAAUUUUAAAGCAAAUCCCCUUCAGUGCUGCUGGUUUUAUUUCAGCACUAACAUUUAAAAAAAUAAAUUUAGCAGUCUCUUAUAAAUGUUGCCUGUAUUGCACUGUUGUGGAUGUUUCAUCUGUUUUAAUAAACAUUUUAUUUUAAUAUUG